Messenger RNA from Cyclospora cayetanensis, 954 nucleotides. RefSeq names its product ras-related protein RABH1b. The transcript has 11 exons. Lineage: Eukaryota; Apicomplexa; Conoidasida; Eucoccidiorida; Eimeriidae. The record is from RefSeq and is a predicted model, not a curated record. Gene Ontology annotation, molecular function: GTP binding; GTPase activity. Bases 1 to 954 code for a protein of 317 amino acids.
AUGGUGAGCUGUCGCGCAGCGGCUGUACCUGUUAGUGGGAGAGCUAAACUAUCCACUCAGGAAUACAGGCCACCGAGUCAUAAGCCUCUUGACUGCAUAAAUUCAGGCCUUUUCCCGGAUGUGUUAAGUUUCCUCGCUGGGGCAGCGGUGGCAGCCGAAGCGGUAACUGUAGCCCUCAAGAAACUAUUACAUUGGUUCAUAGCUGUCUUUAGCAACCCAGGUGGUCCACUGAAAACUCUUGUGUGCCUUUGCUACAAGAGCAGCAACAGCCACCGUAGGAACAGCAGCAGCAGUGAGAGUGAACCUCUUGUGCUGUGGCGUUGGCUUUGGGGUCUCUGUUUUCCCCCUAGCACCAUGGCGGACGCCGCAGGGUUGAAUAAGUAUAAGCUGGUUUUUUUGGGGGAGCAGGCUGUUGGCAAGACCUCCAUCAUCACGCGUUUCAUGUACGACACUUUUGAAAACAACUACCAGGCCACGAUCGGCAUCGACUUUCUGUCAAAGACGCUCUACUUGGAGGAACGGACAGUGCGGCUGCAGUUGUGGGAUACAGCAGGCCAGGAGAGGUUUCGUUCGCUGAUUCCGUCGUACAUCAGAGACAGCAGCGCUGCUGUUAUUGUAUAUGACAUCUCCAACCGCGCCUCUUUUAUAAACACCACCAAGUGGAUAGACGACGUACGGGCUGAGCGCGGCAAGGAUGUCGUCAUGGCCUUAGUGGGCAACAAGACUGAUCUAUGUGACCGCCGGCAAGUGUCUAUUGAGGAAGGCGAGCAGAAGGCUCGUGAGCAAGGUAUUUUGUUCAUCGAAACAAGCGCCAAGGCUGGCCACAAUGCGGCUGCCCUUCCUGGACUCGAGACGCAGCAGCCCCAAUCGGAAGCCCAAAUGGUGGAUGUACAGCUGAACGCUACUCCACAACAGCAGGAUCUGUCGCGCAAGGCGUCGAGCUGCAGCUGUUGA